UUCACGACCGAGUCGAUAUCGCAGCGUCGAUAAUGUCGCAAUCUUACACAAGAUAGGCGUGAAAUCCGUAGUCCUGAUGUAUAAGAUGGCCGCCACCGAGUCAAGUUUAUCCAGUGAAAAUCCCGCCAAGAAAGAAGAUGAAUUCAACGAAUUUUACACGGAGGUUAAAGAAAUUGAGAAAAGAGAUUCUGUGCUGACACCUAAGCAACAAAUUGACAGACUACUAAGACCUGGUUCAUCCUACUUUAAUUUGAAUCCAUUUGAAGUCUUACAAAUUGACCCAAACACUGCAAUAGAUGAAAUAAAAAAGAAAUACCGUCGUAUGUCCAUUUUGGUGCAUCCUGAUAAGAAUCAGGAUGAUGCGGAAAGAGCACAGCAGGCGUUUGAAAUUGUUAAUAAGGCAUGGAAAACUCUGGAAAACGAGGAAACCAGAUCAAAAUGUAUGGACGUCAUCGAGGAGGCAAAGGCUCGGACCGAUCAUAUGAUUGCAGAGAAGAAAAAGAAACUGAAAAAAGAGGGUAAAUCUGAGAACUCGGGUCCUACACUCCUGGAGGAAGAAACGGAAGAAGGUUACCGACACGCCGUCUGGGUGAUGACAAUGAAAUUAUUUGCCGAUAUGGAACGAAGAAGGCGGGAACUGGCUACUAGAGACGCAGAGCAGCGCAAAAGAAAGCGAGAAGAGGAAUUAUCCGCGGAAGCUCAGGCAGCGUUGGAUCGUGAGUGGCAGCGCAACUUCGAGGAGUCUAGACAGUCACGAGUCGACAGUUGGAAGGCGUUUCAAUCCGGCGCCAGCGCGACGAAGCAGAAGAAAGCGAAGAAGUUAAAAGCAUUUAGGCCGCCGAAAACGAAGGCGGAAUCACGAUAAUCACGGGUAUUUCAUUUCCAUCUCUGUUUCCGUUUCCUUUUUGUGCAGAUUCUAACGUUAGUCGACGCGACAUUUUAUCCUAGACAUUUUCUCGUAGUGUUAAGCUAGAAUAAGCGCGGCCGUAAGUCCACUUUUUCGCUUAGAUAAUCGUGAUCUGACGCCAAUGAGCGAAGUUGUUAAAGAUGUGCGGGAGAGAGAUGCGGAAUGAAAACGGGUCGGGAGCGCAAUCGAAUGAACGAAAGGUGUGCGUCUCUUUUUGACUUACUGUGUAUAUGCUGUUCGAAUGACAUUAUCCGUGUGCGUGUUCGAAGUUGUGUCAUUCGUCUGGAAAAUAACAUCAUGAAUUGUAUCUUAAAGCAAUUCCUUCUUUAGGAAUCUUUUACUGAAGAUCAGGUUGCAUUCAUACUAUGGGUUUUUUAGUAAAAUGUUCUUCAAAAGGGACGCUUUAAAGUGCACUUGGAACGUUGUUUCUCUCAAAACAAUGUAACGUUCCGAAGCACACGAUGGCGCGAUUACGAGAGACUUGCGGACCGCAUCUCUCUUCGCGAAUCUGAAUGAUCGGAGAUCUUUCCGCAACGUGCGAUCUCGCGAUCAUAGAAAUAUGGGUGACUUGAACGUGUUAUAAAAAAAAAAAAAAAAACAAGAAAAAGAGGAAAGGAACUUUCUCCAUAACAUUGUACAUUGAUACCACGUGUCGCCUGUCACAUAACAACUGUCAAUUUUAUAAUAUACGUGUGUCUCGUACUUUUGCUAUUAAACGUACGACUAUCCGUCAUAGGAAAAGUACAGUUAGCUGUAUAUUAUAAGGACGAGCUCUCGUAGUCAAGGAUGUUCUGCGACAUCCGCGCAUUUCGGACGAAGCGAAUGUCCGAAUCGUGCGGAUUAAUAUCGCGAGAUUUCUCCUCGUGCCUCUCGACGGAAAUUACCGAGGAGUCGUCGCGAUACUCGGUAAAAUUUACCAAGUAUCAGUAAAGUCUCAAACUGUUCACCGCAACAUUGCGAUGAGAUUUUCGCUUUCUACACAUAGGAAGGAUUCGCUCUGCGGAGGAUCCUAUUCUGCGAUUCAAUCUCCUUCCACUGAGGACUUUGUAUCACGAUGCAAAAGCUCGAUCUCCGUUACUCGGUGUCGCGAUAGCUUCUUUCUAUCGCCUCAUCGCGAAAAUGAUGAAUUGUUGUACGAUCGCGGCGAGUCAUCGAUGACGAAAGUGAUUUUUUUGAAAUUUCGCAACUAUGAACUGUGAAUAUAUACAUACAAAUAUGUACGUAUAAAUUGUUUCCAAAAGACUGUUUAUUCUGCGGGACAUCACGCUGCGACUCUUCUCUUUCUCAAACGUGGUCGCCUAGUGUGUAUGUGACUAUAUAUAUAUAUAUUCGGAUACAUUAAAGAAUUUUCGACUGAA
Molecule: messenger RNA, 2265 nt
Organism: Odontomachus brunneus
Lineage: Eukaryota; Metazoa; Arthropoda; Insecta; Hymenoptera; Formicidae
Product: dnaJ homolog subfamily C member 8
Exons: 6
Coding region: 77-865 (262 amino acids)
Cellular component (GO): nucleus
Source: RefSeq, a predicted model, not a curated record